AUGGAGCAGGAAGGUCUCUCACGAACUCCUAGAAAGUUGGUUGAUAAUAAAAGUAGAAGGGAUCAAAACUUGUAUUGUGCUUAUCAUCGGGACGUAGGACAUGAUACCGAGAACUGUCGGGACCUCAAGAAAGACAUUGAAGAGCUGAUCAAACGAGAACACCUGAAACAGUUCAUACGGAACGGACGAACUGAACAGAGACGAAGAGAGUACAAACGAAAAGGUAUGAACUAUUCUCGAGAUCGACCCCAAGGUCGCAAAGACCAAACUCUUGAACAGGAUACCCAAAACUUGGCGGGAGUAAUAAAUACCAUAGCAGAAGGACCUGUCGGAGGUGACAGUCAUGCAGCUCGACGGAACAACCGCCCACUCGCUAGUGGAGAGAAUCCGAGCAAGUGGCUGAAGAUGUACGAAGAAAUCAUCUAUGGACUUGAUGACACAGUUUCUCUCGCCUCUAACAACCAUGAGGCCAUCGUGAUAGAGGUCAUAAUGUGCAACUACAAAGUGAAGAAGGUAUUUGUCGAUAAUAUGAGCGCCAUUGACGUGCUAUACUACAAGACUUUUAAAGAGUUGCAACUGGAAGACAAGCAGCUCAUCCCAAUCUGA
This is a messenger RNA of Coffea arabica (coffee), 606 nucleotides long. The record is from RefSeq and is a predicted model, not a curated record. NCBI's taxonomy places the organism in Eukaryota, Viridiplantae, Streptophyta, Magnoliopsida, Gentianales, Rubiaceae.